UCCUUCUCAUUUCAGCAGUCAGGUGUACUUACUGCGUUUCCUACGUCUUGCAAACACUAGGUAUAUUGCAUUUAUGUGGAUGUUCUUUUUUGAUAAAACAUUGCUCGUCUGAAAUCACAGAACAGGGGUCCUCCAUUGGUAUUCAUACCAGAUUUAUCCAUUGAUUCUCGACCUAUCAUGUGGUAUGUCAUCAUAGUGCAAGGUCUUUUGAGGACAUAUCUGGAUUGAUUCCCAGUAGAUUAAGAUGGAACCGUCUGAAACUAUUACACACAAGAACGGAAGGCAGCGGAAGCCUCUGGUGUCCAAUUCCAUCAUCAUGGGUGAAAGGGAGCCCAAGCUGUCUGAUUUAGAAGUUUCUGGUGAUGAGGAAGCUCUUUUGCAGAGCUCGGACCGGAAAGAUGGACAAGCUGUUGUGCAUAAUGGAAUUCACGGAGAGCUGGGCAAUGUGGCCCUGCUACUGUUCUUGUAUGUACUUCAGGGCAUUCCCUUAGGCUUGGCUGGAAGCAUCCCUCUCAUCUUGCAGAGUAAGAGUGUCAGCUACAAGGACCAAGCUUAUUUUAGCUUAGUCUUUUGGCCUUUUAGCCUAAAGCUGCUCUGGGCUCCCCUGGUGGACUCUAUAUACCUGCAGAAAUUUGGUAGGAGGAAGUCAUGGCUGGUGCCCACUCAAUAUCUGCUGGGGCUUUUUAUGCUCUAUCUGUCAUUCAAGGUCAACACAAUGCUUCAGACAGAUGGACAGAAGGGACCUGAUGUGAUCACCCUGACUGCAGUCUUCUUCAUUCUGGCUUUCCUCGCAGCCACACAAGAUAUUGCUGUUGAUGGCUGGGCUUUGACCAUGCUCUCCAGGGAGAAUGUGGGUUAUGCCUCCACUUGUAACUCUGUGGGCCAGACAGCUGGAUAUUUCCUUGGCAAUGUGUUGUUUCUUGCUCUGGAGUCUGCUGAUUUCUGCAACAAUUAUCUGAGGUUUGAGCCUCAGGAACAGGGAAUUGUAACUCUUUCAGAUUUCUUGUUUUUCUGGGGGAUUGUUUUCUUGGUGUCGACCACUCUGGUUGCUGUCCUGAAAAAGGAGAACAGCAGACAGCACCGUACCAAGAAGAAGCCCAGAGAGGAGGCACAGGGUGUUAUGGAGACUUACAAGCGUUUGUUCUCCAUCAUUAAAAUGCCCACUGUCUUUACCUUCUGUAUCCUGCUGAUAACCGCAAAGAUUGGUUUCUCUGCUGCGGAUGCUGUGACAGGACUAAAGCUAGUGGAAGCUGGGGUUCCUAAAGAGCAGCUGGCUCUGCUGGCAGUUCCCAUGGUGCCCCUGCAGAUCCUACUGCCUUUAGUUAUUAGUAAAUACACAGCCGGUCCUCGUCCACUUGAUGUAUUCUACAAAGCCUUCCCAUUCAGGCUCCUUGUCGGUCUAGAAUAUGCCCUGCUGGUCUGGUGGACCCCAAGUGUUCGACAGGAAGGGGGCUUUCCUGUAUAUUACUAUGCUGUCGUGCUGCUCAGCUAUGCUUUACAUCAGGUGGCACUAUAUAGUAUGUAUGUUGCCUGUAUGGCCUUUCACGCUAAAGUCAGUGACCCUGUGAUAGGAGGGACCUACAUGACUCUUCUGAACACUGUGACUAAUCUAGGUGGGAACUGGCCUUCUACACUAGCUCUGUGGCUGGUAGACCCUCUCACUUUUAAAGAGUGCCAGGGAGCACCUGGGCAGACCUGUAGUUCCCUUGAAGAAACAGGGCUCUGUAUCAGCGAGGGUGGCGUGUGUGUGACUGCAAUGGACGGUUACUAUGUGGAGUCUGUAGUAUGUGUUGUGAUUGGUCUCUGCUGGUGGAUCUUCUUUGGGAAAAAGAUGAAGCGAUUACAAGAAGAGAGCCCCUCAGCAUGGCAUUGCAGGGUUCCCAAAUAACAUAAUCUCAGCUGGACAGAGGACGCUACUGUCUCUCUAGUUUUGAAGUUACCUCAUGAUUUGCCCCCUCUCACCCUCUCUUGUACACACAGUUACUCAGUUACUUGUUAUGUUUUUGUUGCACUUCAGGCCCGUGGAGAGACUUGAAUCUAUUUGAGGACUCAAAUGGUAAAAUAUACUGUACUGAUAAAUCAUUAGCAUCUCUCCUUCAUUAUCCUUUCAGAAUCAUUACUGUAAAGCCAAAUGGAAGGUCAAUACAGCUUGUGAUUCAUAGCAAUAGUUUUACUAUUGGUGCAAAAUAUUUAUUCACUCAUAACAUUAUAUUCUCUGCGCAGUUGCCUGCUUAAUCAAGCAUUUGACUUGUGAUUACUUGAGUAACCUGUGCCUUGUUCUUUGUUUUUUUUCUGUUUCUAAUAUGGUACAAAAUUUAAAAAAUGACUGCAAAUGUUUUGAUAUAAUACAGAUACUGUUUAUAAUGAAAUAAUUGCUACAACAUUCAGUAUACAAAACAAUUUCAGCUUUCUAUGCCUUUAUUCCAGAAAGAUUUAAAGGUGCACUCCUUUAAAUCUAGAUUCUUGAGAAUCACUGUUGAUAUUUGAACUCCGCUGCCAAAACAAACUUACCCCUCCCUUCAGUGCUCCUUCGGAUGCUCCGCCCCACAAAUCCAUGCACUCAAAUGUAUUGCUUUUACCUCUCGGAUGUCUCUCCGCUGCUGAAAAGCCUCGCCGAUGUUGACGCGGCUCCUUGCCCUCGACUUAUCAUAAUCCUUUUUUAGUUUAUAUUCGUCUGACCUUUUUCUCUUGGUCUGUUUCUCAGCCAUUUGUCCUCUUUGGAGUUUAGAAAGUUUGCAUUAUCCAGAUUUGCCGUUGCUCUUCUAAUGAAUUUCUCUGUCGCUCUGCCCCCACCCCAUCCUGUGCACGUGCAAGAACCAUCCCACUGUUACUGAUUGGCUGGAGUAAUGUGUGGAUCGGUCUGUUCCACUUUGUUUUUGUCCCAUUUGAGAGACUAAAUGAGACUAAUGCUAGAUUUUUUUUCAGCCCACCCACAAAACGGACAGCUAGCAGACUGUGAGGAGAUAUUUGCAGAAUUUUUAAUUUUUUUGAUGGCCAGUAGUUCCAAGGCUCUUUGAAUGUGUGUGACUGAACUAAUAUUCAUGCGACCAGUCGAGUCUUUUGUAAAAACACAUGUCAGAAAUGUUAAUGAUUAGCUUUUCUAUAAAUUAUUUUUUUAGACAUUCCAGCAAUGGAGCAGUAGAUCCAGAAAUUACAGUAAUGUCUGUUAUUGGAUGUUUAUGCAAUCAUCAGGACUAGGGAAAAUGUGCCUGUGUAAUGUAGAUUGCAGUAAACUCUUUCUUUUAAGCUCAACAUUUAACUUGUUUUUAAAUUUGCCUUGUGCUAAUUUAUUUCCUUUUUGUUUGUUAAUUAAAUGUUCAUUUUUAUGUCAUAGAGUGAGCAGUUUGGGGAGAGGGUACAGUCGCAGUGACUUUUGUAAAUACUUGUAACCCGUUCUAAGGAACGUUUUUAUCAACAUUACCAAAGUUUAAUGUUAAAAUAUGAAGAGCAUAUCUUAUUUGAGAAUAAAUGAAAGCAAGAUUUG
Molecule: messenger RNA, 3484 nt
Organism: Xyrauchen texanus (razorback sucker)
Lineage: Eukaryota; Metazoa; Chordata; Actinopteri; Cypriniformes; Catostomidae
Gene: slc33a1
Product: solute carrier family 33 member 1
Exons: 7
Coding region: 245-1888 (547 amino acids)
Cellular component (GO): membrane
Molecular function (GO): acetyl-CoA transmembrane transporter activity
Source: RefSeq, a predicted model, not a curated record